UUUUUUUUGUUUGGUUUUUUGUGUUUAAAUUUUCAACAUUUCCCCGAACCGACGAACGACUGAAGGUGAUUUGUAUAGAACUGAGCAGCAGCAAGUCAGAGUCAGCCAGCUUUCCUGCUUCGGAUUUUCUCCUUUAUUUUGUCAUCUUUUUUCCUUGUUGUACUAUGUAUGGUGUGUGCGAUAUCAAACAGCGUAACACCGGUUAUGGUUCGGCUACUUCAACUAUGGCUAAUUCAGCCAAUCAUAUCACAUACCCCAGCUCACCUUCAUCUGCAACGAGUAACAACAACAAUAACAAUCCAGAAGGGGCCAAACCAAAAUCGUCGGUAUUCUGUUUACAUGGUCAGCGUCACAUAGAGGUGCGUGAUCAUUGCCAUCGUCAACGCAGCGAAGGUGUGGACGUUAAAGCACGACGUAAACUUCUCAUUGCUAGCGGUCUUUGUUUAUUUUUCAUGAUAUGCGAAAUUGUGGGUGGCAUUUGGUCAAAUAGUUUGGCAAUUGCAACAGAUGCUGCUCACUUGUUAACCGAUUUUGCCAGUUUUAUGAUAUCUUUGUUUGCCAUAUGGAUUGCGGGACGACCUUCAACACAACGCAUGUCCUUUGGCUGGUACCGUGCCGAGGUAAUAGGUGCUUUGGCAUCAGUUGUCAUGAUUUGGUUUAUCACCGCCAUUUUGGUAUGGCUGGCCAUACAACGUGUCAUAAACCAGGAUUUCGAAUUGAAUGCUCCGGUUAUGCUAAUAACGUCCGGUCUAGCUAUUUUGGUGAAUCUUAUCAUGGGUGUUCAACUUCAACAUGGCCAUAGUCACGGUGGUGGCCUAGGACACGGUCACAGCCAUGGUGGCAAAGACAAAAAGAAGAAAGGCAAAAAAUCCAAAAAUCACAUUACCGAUAUGACCCUAACCCCCACCCAAAAUAAUGGUGUGGUCGCUCGAACAAAUGGCAAUCAUUCACAUGUUGUCUGCCCAACUCCCCCCACCGAGGUGCUUGAAACUGGUGUUUCACCCGAUGCCGAAUUACCCUCAGCAGGUCUGGGGACAUUCUCCUAUCAAAAUUCUCACUCCGUUAAUGAGGUUAGAGCGGAAAUGACGGCAGUUAUGGCUGAAACUUCGGUGGGAACUCAUCAUCAUGGUGGCGAGGCAGCCAAAGAGGCGCAAAAUAUGAAUGUUCGAGCCGCUUACAUUCAUGUCUUGGGUGAUAUGGUGCAGAGUGUGGGUGUAUUUAUUGCUGCCCUGGUCAUCUAUUUCAAGCCUGAAUGGUCCUUGGCUGAUCCCAUCUGCACCUUUGUAUUUUCCAUUAUUGUAUUGUUUACCACAUUUGCCAUCAUUAAGGAUGCAUUAUUGGUGCUCAUGGAGGGUACACCAAGCUAUUUGCAUUAUGCGGAAGUUCUUAACAUAUUCCAGCAAAUCGAGGGUGUACAACGUGUUCAUAAUUUGCGUAUUUGGGCUUUGAGCAUUAAUAAAGUGGCGUUAUCUGUACACUUGGCAAUUGCUGAAGGUGCUGAACCCAAAAAAAUUAUGCAGGAAGCCACCACUGCUGUUCAUAUGCGUUACAACUUCUUUGAGACAACCAUACAAAUUGAGGAUUUCACACCCGAAAUGGAAACCUGCACGCAGUGCACAGUACCGGAAGUCUGAGGAAGGAAACGUACGGAAGCCAAAGGAUGAUGACAUCAGUCGUCGAAAGAGGACAGGGAUCGAGAUGAAUGCCAGCAUACUACGCUAUUUACCAACAGCACAAAUGCGGAUGAUGAUUUUUGCUUCUUCAACAACUUCUUACUUCAUUUUUGAAAAAAAAAA
Molecule: messenger RNA, 1796 nt
Organism: Stomoxys calcitrans (stable fly)
Lineage: Eukaryota; Metazoa; Arthropoda; Insecta; Diptera; Muscidae
Gene: ZnT35C
Product: proton-coupled zinc antiporter SLC30A2
Exons: 8
Coding region: 165-1634 (489 amino acids)
Biological process (GO): zinc ion transmembrane transport; response to zinc ion
Cellular component (GO): plasma membrane
Molecular function (GO): zinc ion transmembrane transporter activity
Source: RefSeq, a predicted model, not a curated record